This is a messenger RNA of Salmo salar (Atlantic salmon), 1872 nucleotides long. RefSeq lists its product as uncharacterized. Gene Ontology annotation, molecular function: RNA polymerase II transcription regulatory region sequence-specific DNA binding; DNA-binding transcription factor activity, RNA polymerase II-specific. The record is from RefSeq and is a predicted model, not a curated record. Gene Ontology annotation, cellular component: nucleus. Gene Ontology annotation, biological process: regulation of transcription by RNA polymerase II. Lineage: Eukaryota; Metazoa; Chordata; Actinopteri; Salmoniformes; Salmonidae.
UCAUAAACAGCUCGUCUACCACCUCGGUAGUUUGCUAGCCAACAUAGCCGAAAGAUUCAAGCUAUUUAUACGCUUUCGGUCUAUAUUAGCUACUGUGUUUUAGACACACUUCUGUCGUAUCUACUUGUUAACCUAUUUAAUUUAACGUUAUUUUUUAUUAGUCAGCUAUAGUAGCUGGCUGGUUAAGUUAGCAUUAGCCUAGUCGCUAAUGAUAGCUAGCUAGCUAACAUCCCCGAACAUGAGCUCCCUAAACUACUCCCCUCCUGUUAAAGAAGAGGAGGUCUGCUGGACGGAGAAAGAAGCUCUGGGGCUGAACAUUGUCGUGAAAGAGGAGAAGGAAGAGGAGGAUGUUGCAGUAAAACAAGAAGUAGAGGGUGAGGCUGUUACAGUGAAAGAGGAGGAUGGCGUUUUUGGAGUGAAGAAGGAAGGGGAGAUUAUUGUCACAUUGAAAGAUGAAGAGGAGGAGAUAGGAGAUAUGAUUAACACCAGAGAGAGACAGGACUAUCGUGGAUCCUCUGGGGAGCCUCAACAACAUCAUGAUGCUGAAGAGGCAGAGAAGAGUCCCUCCAGAUCAGAACUCCUCAAGAAACACCUGCAGAGACCCACAGGGAAGAAAUCUCACUGCUGCUCUGACAGUGGGAAAAUAUUAAACUCCUCAGUAAAACUUGAAGUACAUCAAAGAAUUCACACUAAAGAGAAACCUUUUGGCUGUACUCAAUGUGGGAAGAGUUUUGUUCGUUCUAACUGUCUGAAGAGACACCAGAUAACACACACAGGAGAGAAAGCUUUUAGCUGUAAUCAAUGUGGAAGGAGUUAUACCCUGUCAGGUAGCCUGAUAGCACAUCAGAGAACACACACAGGAGAGAAACCUUUUAGCUGUACUCAAUGUGGGAAGAGUUUUUUUCGUUCUAGCUGUCUGAAGAGACACCAGAAAACACACACAGGAGAGAAACCUUUUAGCUGUAAUCAAUGUGGAAAGAGUUUUACUGAGUCAAGAAGCCUGAUAUCACAUCAGAGAACACACACAAGAGAGAAACCAUAUAGCUGUACUCUAUGUAGGAAGAGUUUUGUUCUUUCUAGCAGUCUGAAGGUACACCAUGGAACACACACAGGAGAGAAAUCUUUUAGCUGUGAUCAAUGUGGGAAGGGGUUUGUUAGUUCUUGUGGUCUGAAGGUACACCAUAGAACACACAGGAGAGAAACCUCAUAGCUGUUAUCAAUGUGGGAAUAGAUACUCUGAUAAACAAUCUCUGAUCAAACAUCAGAAAAUACAUGGAGUUGUUUCAUGAUAUCAAUGAAAUAAUGUACAAUGUAGAAUGUUUUAACAUUGUAGUAGGAGAAUUUUAAUGAUGUCACAAUGUAGAACCCUAAACGAUUGUCCCCUGUUCUAUUGAUUUCAACAUGAUAUGGAUAUUAGCCUCAGGGGGAAAAUCCAGGUUCUGAAAUGAAAGAGUACUAUUUGAGAUUUAACAAAGUGAUUAACAAAAAAAGAGUUGUUACACUUACCACGUUGGCGACCCACUGGAAUCAAAAUGCAACUCUUCAAAAUGUAGCUAGCUGUUUUCUACAAAUUGUCCUCUAACAAGUGAUGUACACAUUAUUCCCAGAUUCCGUGUGGUUUUUGAGCUGUUAGUUUUAACAGGACUUGCAACCUCAUCUCCCUCCUCUCGCACAAUUGAUUUCAACAUGAUAUCGAUGAGUUAUGACAAAUAAGUGUUGUGUUCCUUUGUUUAGCGACCCCUAAAUUGAAAUGCAUCACUCCAAAAUGUAGCUGACUGUCUUCUGCAGGUUGUCCUCUAACCAGUGAGGUAAAAUAUAUCUCCCAUUUCCAUGUGUUUUUUUAGUUGUGCUAGUUUCAACAGCAUGUACAAC